This is a messenger RNA of Lentinula edodes (shiitake mushroom), 489 nucleotides long. RefSeq lists its product as uncharacterized. The record is from RefSeq and is a predicted model, not a curated record. The transcript is spliced from 2 exons. Lineage: Eukaryota; Fungi; Basidiomycota; Agaricomycetes; Agaricales; Omphalotaceae. Bases 1 to 489 code for a protein of 162 amino acids.
AUGUUGCCUCGAAUCGUCGCCUCACCCCUUUUCGUGCUGCUCUGCUUUUGGGUGUGCAUGCUGGCAGUUCUUGCUUUGCCUAUGCCUACUGGUGAUAGCAAAGACACUGUUCCGGUAUCUGAACACCAUCCCCCGACAGUCCUAGACCUAGAGCUCAACAUUAUCUUUUGCAACAUGGAUACCCUAGAUGAACACUCUAUGAUCAAGAUAGGAGAUACAAUCCUUCAUGCUACAACAUCAGAUACCUCGGUCCCGCGCCGGGAGGUCACUCUUAAACCUGAACAAUAUGUUUUCCGCCGGAAGCCAUCAAAGAGGUUUUUCCCCACCCAACCCAUUGGCAAAGCAAGGUUCCGAGAUGAGCAGGAUGUGCGGGAUGCUGUUGGAGAGAUGAUCGAGGGAUUAUAUUUGGACUGUGCUGCAGAAGUUGAGGGACCGCGGGAAUAUUGUCGAUGGAUCGGUGCUGGAAACAUACAGAAAAAUCUACAAUGA